Messenger RNA from Hippocampus zosterae (dwarf seahorse), 2205 nucleotides. RefSeq names its product zinc finger protein 653 (gene znf653). Gene Ontology annotation, biological process: regulation of transcription by RNA polymerase II. NCBI's taxonomy places the organism in Eukaryota, Metazoa, Chordata, Actinopteri, Syngnathiformes, Syngnathidae. The transcript has 10 exons. Gene Ontology annotation, cellular component: nucleus. Bases 1 to 1935 code for a protein of 644 amino acids. Gene Ontology annotation, molecular function: transcription coregulator activity. The record is from RefSeq and is a predicted model, not a curated record.
AUGUUCACAGCAUCAGCUGUUGUCAAGAUGGCGAAUAACCUGACAGAAUUGGAGGUUCCACUCGGACUUGAGCCGGCCGGGGAACGAGGGAAAGGUGUAUUAAGGCGAUGCAGAGGGAGACCCAGGCUAACGGAGUCAGACCGAACACAGCGACGUCUUGAAUCCCGAAAGAAAUACGACGUUCGGAGGGUUUACUUGGGGGAGUCGCACAAGCUCUGGAGUGAGCUCCGAAGGCGCACAAGUCUGAGUGAUGCUGGGCUGGCAGCGUAUUUAAUCGUGCUUCAUUCCACAUUUGGAGAGAAAUAUCAACAGAAGCACUCAAAAAAAGCCGUUAUCCCAGAGGGGGUAUUGGAUUCGGCGCAUGAGAGAAAAGUUAAGAGGGAGCGUGAGUCGAGUCUCCAUAGUUUGGUGUGUUGGUACCAGGAGCACUUGCGUUCCUGCCCUCAUGAGCCCCAACUCAGGGCUCUGGAGCCCCAGCCCAACUUGUCGACUGCCGCCAUCUGGCAAUGUCCCUCCGACCAUUCCUUUGUGCAACACCUUUUCUUCCCCCUGAGUGAGUCGAGUGACUCUGAGCAGGAGGAGAGAGAAAACGGCGAUGGUGAAAAUGCUGCGAAAAGAGACUUUGUGGUGCCGAAAAUGUUAUCAAGACGGAAAAGAAAAACAAAUAGUCCCUUAAAAGAUUUAGGAAAAACAACAGCGGUUUAUGAGGUUCAGCACACAACCGCAAAUGAGCUAGAACACGUUGAAGAAGCCGUAACACCGCAUGCAAGUGUGGAGACCUCCUCCGAUGAUGUCACCCUGACUGUCCCGCCUGUGUGGGAGAUGGUACUGGAGCGACCACGUGGCUCCCCCGAGCCGAUCUUUCACCCCCUCACCUCAGAAGAGGAGACUGAGGACGCUCGGCGAAGCCAAGAUGGAAGUGCGACCGAGGGACCCGGAGAAGGGCAAGAACCCGAAAUUGGCUGUGAUUAUGAGUGUGUCAUCGUGGGAACAUCUUUUGCUGAAAAACCGGGGAACACGGAUGAGGACUUGGACCAUUCGGUCCCACCCUCCCAUCCAGAGCUGUCGGUCUCAUCUCCCGUUCGGGCACGAGAGAAAGAGCACCUUUUGGACCCACACGCUUUGCGGACGGUGGUGACGAGCUGCGAGAUUCCUAACCAGCAGACGCCUUUGGAAGGCUCACAGCUAAUCAUCAUAACUGGCCCCAGCUAUGAGGCUCUGGCGUCGGACGGAAUUCAGCUCGGCAUGGGCGCUGGGAAUGUGGCGCAAGACGCCUGCGCUGUCAUCAGGGACAUCGCCUACCAUCAAGGGCCUGAAUCGAAACUCCAAGCAACAGAGGAUGAAGACCGCAUGACAGAAUUAAGUGACAAGCAGCUGCUAGAAGCUACCGUUGACGCUCCGGACCACGAGUUGCAGAGGAGUCACGGCAGAUCAAAGAGAAGCCGGCGGGGCCCAGUUGUCGAGGCUGACGGGAUGCUCAAGAUGUUCCAUUGUCCGUACGAGGGCUGCAGUCAAGUGUAUGUCGCCGUCAGCAGCUUCCAGAAUCACGUGAACCUAGUUCACAGGAAAGGCAGGACCAAGGUUUGCCCUCACCCAGGCUGUGGAAAAAAAUUCUACCUGUCCAACCACCUCCAUCGCCACAUGAUCAUCCACUCAGGCGUGCGGGAUUUCAUCUGCGAGACGUGUGGGAAAUCGUUUAAGCGCAAGAAUCACCUGGAAGUUCACCGAAGGACUCACACGGGAGAAACGCCUUUACAAUGCGAAAUCUGCGGCUACCAGUGUCGUCAGCGUGCGUCCCUCAACUGGCACAUGAAGAAACACACCCCGGAGGCCCACUACAACUACACCUGCGAGCUCUGCGACAAACGCUUUGAGAAGUUGGACAGCGUUAAAUUUCACAAGUUGAAGAGCCACCCGGAGAAGCUCUCCUCGUGAGGUCUUCGAUCUGGCUACGAAGCGAGAGGGACGCUUGAUCAAGUAUUUCUUUGUGACUUUCACUUGAACGGCUGUGCAGGUCGCAGCACAUUGCAACCCGCCAGGCCCACAAAUUGAAGCUCUUCCAAAUAUCUUUUUUAAACUACCCUUAUUGUAACCCCCCCUCCCCACCCCCUCCAUCUCCCUUGAGCUUAAUUUAUUAUUUUCUUUUUAACAUAUGGCAACAGGAUUAUAAGACACAUGAUGUUGUGAAAAAGGUUCCUUCUACUU